CGAGAGAGCCAAGGGAGGUCGGCUGUGGGCUACGGAGAGGUGCGGCGUGUGGACUGAGGACAGCCAAGCGCAGCAAAGUACACCCGAUCCGAUCCAAAAGAUUUAUCAGUUGUUCUUAACUCCUCGGAAUUCGGCUAGGAAGAUUUACACAAAACACAGCAAACAUGGGAGUUGGAGAAGGCCGUGACAAGUAUGAGCUGGCUGCCACCUCGGAGCAGGGAGGGAAGAAGAAGAAGAAGAAGGGGAAGAAGGACAAAGACAUGGAUGAGCUGAAGAAGGAAGUCGACUUGGAUGAUCACAGGCUUACUCUGGAUGAACUUCAUCGGAAGUAUGGCACUGACCUCAGUCGGGGUUUAACUGUUGCACGUGCUGCAGAGAUCCUGGCGCGAGAUGGCCCCAAUGCCCUGACUCCUCCCCCCACCACCCCCGAGUGGGUCAAGUUCUGCAAGCAGAUGUUCGGCGGUUUCUCCAUGCUUCUGUGGACUGGAGCUGUUCUCUGUUUCCUGGCUUAUGGAAUUCAGUCUGCCAUGGAGGAAGAACCUGUUAAUGACAAUUUGUACCUGGGUGUUGUACUUUCUGCUGUCGUCAUCAUCACUGGCUGUUUCUCAUACUACCAAGAAGCGAAGAGCUCGAAGAUCAUGGAGUCCUUCAAAAACAUGGUUCCUCAGCAAGCUCUGGUUAUUCGAGAUGGGGAGAAAAAGAGCAUAAAUGCGGAGGAGGUUGUUGUUGGAGACCUGGUGGAAGUGAAGGGGGGAGACCGGAUACCUGCUGAUCUGAGAAUCAUCUCGGCUCACGGCUGCAAGGUUGAUAACUCUUCACUCACAGGGGAGUCAGAGCCGCAGACCAGAUCUCCUGACUUCUCCAAUGAAAACCCUCUUGAGACCAGAAACAUUGCUUUCUUCUCCACCAACUGUGUUGAAGGCACUGCUCAUGGGGUUGUCAUCAACACUGGUGACCGAACCGUGAUGGGCCGUAUUGCAACUCUUGCUUCUGGUCUGGAAGUUGGUCGCACACCCAUCUCUAUUGAGAUAGAGCACUUCAUCCACAUCAUCACUGGGGUGGCGGUGUUCCUGGGAAUCUCCUUCUUCAUCCUCUCCCUGAUCCUUGGCUACAGUUGGCUGGAGGCCGUGAUCUUCCUGAUUGGAAUCAUUGUGGCCAAUGUACCUGAAGGUCUCCUGGCUACAGUCACUGUCUGUCUGACUCUCACAGCAAAACGUAUGGCCCGUAAGAACUGCCUGGUGAAGAAUCUGGAAGCUGUGGAGACUCUGGGGUCCACCUCUACCAUUUGCUCAGACAAGACUGGCACCCUGACCCAGAACAGAAUGACCGUUGCUCACAUGUGGUUUGACAACCAGAUUCAUGAAGCCGACACCACCGAGAACCAGAGCGGUACGUCUUUUGACAGAAGCUCUCCAACCUGGGCAGCUCUGGCCCGGGUUGCCGGCUUGUGCAACCGCGCUGUGUUUCUGGCUGCACAGGAGAACGUGCCAAUUCUGAAGAGAGAUGUUGCUGGUGAUGCCUCAGAAGCUGCCCUGCUGAAAUGUAUUGAGCUGUGCUGUGGGUCUGUGAAAGGAAUGAGAGAGCAGUAUCCCAAAGAGGCAGAAAUCCCCUUCAAUUCAACCAACAAGUACCAGCUGUCUAUCCAUAAGAACCAAAAUCCAUCCGAAUCCCGAUACCUCCUGGUGAUGAAGGGCGCCCCAGAAAGAAUUCUCGACCGCUGCUCCACCAUCCUGAUGCAGGGCAAGGAACAGCCUUUGGACGAUGAGAUGAAGGAUGCUUUCCAGAAUGCCUACCUUGAGCUCGGUGGCCUGGGAGAGAGAGUGCUUGGAUUUUGCCACUUUGCCCUGCCUGAUGACCAGUUUACUGAAGGGUUUCAGUUUGACACCGAUGAGGUGAACUUCCCAACCGAGAACCUCUGUUUUGUGGGCUUGAUGUCCAUGAUUGAUCCUCCCCGUGCUGCUGUGCCUGAUGCUGUUGGCAAGUGCAGGAGUGCAGGAAUUAAGGUUAUCAUGGUUACUGGUGACCAUCCCAUUACGGCCAAGGCCAUUGCAAAGGGUGUUGGGAUCAUCUCUGAGGGCAACGAAACUGUGGAAGAUAUUGCAGCCCGUCUGAACAUCCCUGUUAGAGAGGUGAACCCCAGAGAUGCCAAAGCCUGUGUAGUUCACGGCGGUGACCUGAAGGAUAUGACUUCCGAGCAGCUGGAUGACAUCCUAAAAUACCACACUGAGAUCGUGUUUGCUCGAACCUCUCCUCAGCAGAAGCUCAUCAUCGUGGAGGGCUGCCAACGACAGGGUGCCAUUGUAGCCGUGACUGGUGACGGAGUGAACGACUCCCCUGCCCUGAAGAAAGCAGAUAUCGGUGUUGCUAUGGGCAUAGCUGGAUCAGACGUCUCCAAACAGGCUGCUGACAUGAUCCUGCUGGAUGACAACUUUGCUUCCAUUGUGACCGGUGUAGAAGAAGGCCGUUUGAUCUUUGAUAACCUGAAGAAGUCCAUUGCCUACACCCUGACCAGUAACAUUCCUGAGAUCACACCUUUCCUGCUCUUCAUCAUUGCCAACAUUCCUCUGCCACUGGGAACUGUCACCAUUCUGUGCAUUGACUUGGGCACUGACAUGGUUCCUGCUAUUUCCUUGGCUUAUGAACAAGCAGAGAGUGACAUCAUGAAGAGACAGCCAAGAAAUCCAAAAACAGACAAGCUGGUGAACGAGAGGCUUAUUAGUAUGGCCUAUGGUCAGAUUGGUAUGAUUCAGGCCCUGGGAGGCUUCUUCACCUACUUUGUCAUUCUUGCUGAGAAUGGUUUCCUACCAUCUGACCUGCUUGGGAUCCGUGUGUCUUGGGAUGACAAAUACGUCAAUGAUGUGGAAGACAGCUAUGGUCAACAGUGGACUUACGAGCAAAGAAAAAUUGUUGAAUUCACCUGUCACACAGCAUUCUUUACAAGCAUUGUGGUGGUGCAGUGGGCCGACUUGAUCAUCUGUAAAACAAGAAGAAAUUCUGUCUUCCAGCAGGGAAUGAAGAACAAAAUCCUCAUCUUUGGUUUGUUUGAAGAAACCGCUUUGGCAGCCUUCCUGUCUUACUGCCCAGGAAUGGACAUUGCCCUCAGAAUGUACCCACUCAAACCAAACUGGUGGUUCUGCGCCUUCCCCUACUCCCUACUUAUCUUUAUUUAUGAUGAAAUCCGGAAACUUAUCCUCCGACGCAGCCCAGGAGGUUGGGUGGAGAGAGAGUCGUAUUAUUAAAGGAUCGCCGCCUGCCACACGGUUCCAUGCAUGGUAGUCGUGCUGCUCUGACCUUUAACCUCAGUAACUUUUGGAUGUUUUUAUAUAGAAUGCUCAAAACAACUGAGUUAGAAACUGAGACUUUUGGUGUUUGUUCUGGAGCAGGAAAUAUUUUAUACAUGGUUUUUAACAGUAAUUAAAAAUAAACUUUGUCAAGUCUCA
This is a messenger RNA of Lepisosteus oculatus (spotted gar), 3440 nucleotides long. RefSeq names its product sodium/potassium-transporting ATPase subunit alpha-1. Gene Ontology annotation, cellular component: plasma membrane. NCBI's taxonomy places the organism in Eukaryota, Metazoa, Chordata, Actinopteri, Semionotiformes, Lepisosteidae. The record is from RefSeq and is a predicted model, not a curated record. Gene Ontology annotation, molecular function: ATP binding; ATP hydrolysis activity; P-type sodium:potassium-exchanging transporter activity. Gene Ontology annotation, biological process: proton transmembrane transport; intracellular sodium ion homeostasis; sodium ion export across plasma membrane.